UCCACCUAAGGGAGAGACGGGGGGAGAGCACUGGAGGUGGUAGAAGAAGCGAGGAGGAGAUGACGCUAGGGUUGAUCAACGCGAACCCGGUGGUCCACGCGAAGAAGGAGAGGGUCGCUCGAGCCGAGGAUUCCCACGCCGACGACGCCGUCGAUCGCCUCGACGUCUUUGAUUCCGUGAGGGAUAUCAGGGAUCCUGAGCACCCUUACUCCUUGGAGCAGCUCAGUGUUCUCUCAGAGGAGUCCAUCACCGUCGACGAGAAGCUCGGCCGCAUUCAGAUAACCUUCACACCAACGGUUCAAUACUGUAGUAUGGCCACAGUAAUAGGAUUGUGCUUGAGGGUUAAGCUGAUGCAGUGCUUUCCCCCGCAUUUCAAGGUUGACAUAAAUGUAACUCCAGGUUCUCAUGCAGAUGAAGAAUCAGUUAACAAACAGUUGAAUGACAAGGAAAGAGUUGCUGCAGCACUUGAGAAUCCCAACCUUCGCCAGCUUGUGGAUGAGUGUCUCUACUCCAGUGAACUCUACUCGCUUUAACUUGUUUUCAAAGUUGUCUUCUUGGAUAGUAGCUAUUCAUGUAUUAUGCAAUUGAUAUAAUGGUUGGUUCAUAUAAAUCUGUAUCUGAUUAUCAAACCAGCUUGAUGUUAUUGUUGAUGUCUGUUUGCUUGCUCAGCUUACAGAAUAUCUCUUUGUGGAAGUUAUUGUUGUACUUAUUCUUAGUGGCGUUUCUAUGGCAUUUUCUUGGUUUCACAUU
Phoenix dactylifera (date palm) is the source of this 750-nucleotide messenger RNA. Its product is annotated as MIP18 family protein (DUF59). The record is from RefSeq and is a predicted model, not a curated record. NCBI's taxonomy places the organism in Eukaryota, Viridiplantae, Streptophyta, Magnoliopsida, Arecales, Arecaceae.